Messenger RNA from Lytechinus variegatus (green sea urchin), 1438 nucleotides. Its product is annotated as tenascin-R-like. Lineage: Eukaryota; Metazoa; Echinodermata; Echinoidea; Temnopleuroida; Toxopneustidae. The transcript is spliced from 10 exons. The coding region runs from base 38 to 961 and encodes 307 amino acids. The record is from RefSeq and is a predicted model, not a curated record. Gene Ontology annotation, molecular function: protein binding.
UUAGUCGGCUGAAAAGUGUUAUGGAAUACCUUAGAAUAUGGCUCGUUUUCUUUCCAUUUACUUCGUCUUGUUGAUGGUGUCAUAUCGGGAUGCUACGGAUGGAGAAACAGUACCCUUUGCUCCAGAGAACGUCAGAAUUCUGGAUGAAUACACCACAUUGUCCUCACUUCGGGUUGCCUGGGAUCACCCGACACCUUCACCUUCCGUGGAGCACUUCUAUCAAAUCCGAUACCGCACGGUGCUCUCAGCAAGCGCGUCAAUGGAUGUCGGAAGUGAUGCAACCACCUCGACGAUUUCAGGACUCGAAACGAAUACUCUGUACGUGAUUAAUGUUUUAUCAGCAGUUGAUGACGAGGAUGGUUACAUACAAUUUAGUACAAUUCUGGCUGAGAGCACUCUGUAUGGCAGAACUGGUGGUGCGCAGCCUGGGGACAUCUUCUUGCGGAAACUGACCAGUGACUCUUUGGAGUGUGAAUUCGAGCCUCUGCAAAGCAACGUUAUCCAUUACCUGAACUUUACAGUCGGUGACAGAUCAAAUCCUAGCGUCCGCUCCGUUAAUGAUCCUCAUUCGACUUGGGCCAUUUAUGGUCUCACACCUGGUGAAACUUACAGAAUGGUGCUCGGAGUAGAUGGAAUGACCGGACAAGAAAAAUGGGUCACCACAAUUCCCCUUCCUCCAGAAAAUGUUAGGGUAGUGAGCUACACACCAACCACGCUGACCAUAGCAUGGGAUCCACCUGCACAAGGGACUGGCGAUUCCCCACCAAUUGUCCACUCGUAUCAGGUUGAAGUCUUCCCAACCGAUAUCAUAGUAAAAGUCAACAGUACCGUUACCGAGGUCACAAUCGAAGAUCUGCAUUCAGGCUCUUCGUAUGGAAUAAGUGUAAAGUCACUCGCUGGUGUCAACGAAGCCGGAAACGAAGUUAAAAAGCAUCGGAUCUGUCAUCUUGGGGGAAACUGAUACUGACGAAUGUAUUUCAAACCCUUGCGGGGAAAAUGGCAAGUGCUUCAAUGUGCCAGGUCUCUACUUCUGUAUGUGUUAUGAAGGAUGGACAGGCUUUAAUUGUACUAUAGAUAUUGAGGAUUGCGUUCCGAAUCCUUGUGCUAAUGGAGGGACGUGUACGGAUGGAGUAAAUACUUUCUUCUGCGAUUGUGAUGCUGGCUAUACAGGGGAGCUCUGUGAUGGCGACGUAGAUGAAUGCCACUCGGAUCCAUGUGCUGGCAAUAGCGAAUGUCAUCAUGGGAUAGAUUUCUACUUUUGUAUCUGUUUAGAUGGAUGGACCGGCGACGACUGUGAUGAAAAUAUCGAUGAUUGUUUACCAGAUUCUUGUGAUAAUGGGGGCACGUGUAAAGAUGGGGUAAAUACGGUUAUAUGCCUCUGUCCUAGAGGUUAUACGGGUCAGCACUGCCAAACAGGUAUACACGAUGUCUGUGAUUU